CCGCCUCGAGCGUGUUUUUGAGACGCGUCCCGCGCGGUGCAUUGUGGGCUGCUGGAGGAGCGCAGGGUCAGAUUGACGCGAUCAUGGCCGCGGUGUGUUUCUCCUUGAGCCGCUGCUGCGCCGCCGGUCACCGAGCCUCGCUCACGGUGGUGCGGUUCGCGCAGACGGCGGCGGCGGCGGCGCCCGCAGCUCAGCCCAGAAUCAAGAAGUUCCAGAUCUACCGCUGGGAUCCGGACCGCGCCGGAGACAAACCUCGCAUGCAGACGUACGAGAUCGACCUGAACACCUGCGGGCCGAUGGUUCUGGACGCACUCAUCAAGAUCAAGAACGAGAUGGACGGCACGCUGACCUUCAGACGCUCCUGCAGGGAGGGAAUCUGCGGAUCUUGCGCGAUGAAUAUCAACGGUGGAAACACGCUGGCGUGUCUGAACAAAAUCGACACUAACACCAGCAAAGUGACGAAGAUCUACCCGCUGCCGCACAUGUAUGUGGUCAAAGACCUGGUGCCGGACAUGAGCAACUUCUACGCUCAGUACAAGUCCAUCGAGCCGUUCCUGAAGAAGAAGGACGAGUCCAGACAGGGCCAGGAGCAGUACCUGCAGAGCAUGGAGGACCGGCAGAAACUGGACGGCCUGUACGAGUGUAUCCUGUGCGCCUGCUGCAGCACCAGCUGUCCCAGUUACUGGUGGAACGGAGACAAAUAUCUGGGUCCAGCCGUCCUCAUGCAGGCGUACCGCUGGAUGAUCGACUCGCGUGACGAUUACACCGAGGAGAGGCUCUCCAAGCUCCAGGACCCCUUCUCUCUGUACCGCUGUCACACCAUCAUGAACUGCACCAAAACCUGCCCGAAGGGGCUGAAUCCAGGCAAAGCCAUCGCCGAGAUCAAGAAGAUGAUGGCCACCUACAAAGAGAAGACGACGGCGUCGGCUUAAUUACAUGAAGACGUACAGUCCUGCAAAGACCAGCGGCUCACACACACACACACACACACACACACACUCUAGACAAGACAGAGACCACAUUAUUAUGCUUCUGCUCAUCACUCCGUACAGAGACGCGUGUGUUUGUUGAGCUCAAGGUCUUCGAGCUGUUGUAUCUGGAGAUCUGCUGUAUAUUAAAUAAACACAUGCUCGUAGAACACCAUGUUCUGUUCUUACCGAUUUCACUUCUGCAAAAACAGUCGAGUGUUUGAUGGACGUUUUCCUCAGAUUUGCAGUCAAAAGUCUCUUUAAGAGUCUUCCUCGUGUUAAAAUAAUAAUAAAGUGAUUAUAAACUCGACUGGAAUUCUGGGAAUGGUCAUUUUCAAAGUCUAAUUUCCAGGUUUUAUUCAUGUUUGAAAAAAAUAAUAAUUAGUGUUUUUAUAAACAAUUUUGAAGAAGGGCAAUGCUUUUCCUUUACUAUCCAAUACAGUUCCUACAUAAAAAUGUCAAAUUACUAAUUUUACUGGGGCAUUAACAAAGUAUUACUUCAUUACUGUA
This is a messenger RNA of Onychostoma macrolepis, 1478 nucleotides long. RefSeq names its product succinate dehydrogenase complex, subunit B, iron sulfur (Ip) (gene sdhb). The coding region runs from base 84 to 932 and encodes 282 amino acids. Gene Ontology annotation, cellular component: mitochondrial membrane. The record is from RefSeq and is a predicted model, not a curated record. NCBI's taxonomy places the organism in Eukaryota, Metazoa, Chordata, Actinopteri, Cypriniformes, Cyprinidae. The transcript is spliced from 8 exons. Gene Ontology annotation, molecular function: electron transfer activity; 2 iron, 2 sulfur cluster binding. Gene Ontology annotation, biological process: tricarboxylic acid cycle; aerobic respiration; respiratory electron transport chain.